Onychostoma macrolepis is the source of this 1836-nucleotide messenger RNA. RefSeq names its product BCL2 family apoptosis regulator BOK a (gene boka). Gene Ontology annotation, molecular function: protein homodimerization activity; protein heterodimerization activity. The record is from RefSeq and is a predicted model, not a curated record. Gene Ontology annotation, biological process: regulation of apoptotic process; extrinsic apoptotic signaling pathway in absence of ligand; intrinsic apoptotic signaling pathway in response to DNA damage. The coding region runs from base 270 to 911 and encodes 213 amino acids. The transcript has 5 exons. NCBI's taxonomy places the organism in Eukaryota, Metazoa, Chordata, Actinopteri, Cypriniformes, Cyprinidae. Gene Ontology annotation, cellular component: mitochondrial outer membrane.
GCCCAUCCAAACAGACUUUGACAGCACUGCCUCCUGACAGCAGUUUCAUCUCGCAGACUGCGCCUCACAAAUCUGCACAGAGAACAAUUCGCUGUCGUUAAAAAUGUCGAUAAUCAAGACUUUCUGAGGAUUUAAAUGAUUUUCGAGAAACAGCAAAGAUCGUUUAGGGCGCCAUCAGACUUUGGAAACAGAAGAGGGUGGAGAAGAAACACUUCCAUACACGGCGAUAAAGGUGGAGGUUGUCAGCUGAUUGUAAUUGAUCUGCACUCAUGAAGGGCAUGGAGAUGUUGCGCCGCUCCUCAGUGUUUGCGGCUGAAGUCAUGGAGGUGUUUGAUCGCUCUCCCACGGAUAAGGAGCUCGUGUCUCAGUCUAAAGUCUUGUGUAGGGAUUACAUUCACUCCAGACUCCAUCGGGCUGGAAUCGGAUGGUCUAAACCAGAGCAUGGACCCGGAGGAACACUGGCUGAGGUGUCUUCAGUUCUUCUGUGGUUGGGUGAUGAGCUGGAGUACCUGCGACCCAAUGUGUACCGCAACGUAGCAAGACAGCUCAACAUCACAAUUGCAUCUGAGAGUAUAGUCUCUGAUGCCUUUUUGGCUGUUGCUGCAGAAAUCUUCUCUACAGGUAUAACAUGGGGGAAGAUUGUGUCUCUGUAUGCUGUGGCCGGAGCUCUAGCUGUGGACUGUGUUCGGCAUGGGCAUCCAGCGAUGGUGCACACUAUUGUCGACUGCAUGGGCGAGUUUGUUCGCAAAAGCCUCGUGUCAUGGUUAAAGAGGAGAGGAGGCUGGGCGGACAUCACAAAGUGUGUAGUCAAUACAGAUCCCAGUUUCCAUUCUCAUUGGCUGGUGGCAGCGGCCUGUGCCUGCGGUCACUACCUCAAGGCUGUGGUCUUCUACCUGCUGAGAGAAAAAUAAAGAGCAGCACAAACAAGUGACGGACAGCUGGACUCUUCCAAACCUGGCAGAAGGGGUUUCUAGUCACUGCUUAAGCCUUUCACUGCUCUUGAUGUGUUUACACUUGCACAAAGUUUGCACUUUUCCUUUAAAGGAUAUUCUUGCUCUCCAAGAAGAACCGUUAUCUUUUAAGGCUUUAUGUGUUUAACGUUUAACCUGGCCUCUUGCACUCUAGGCAUUCCUUGCCGUUACCAAUUUUAUCGAACCUUAUGUUGAUAUGCAAAAUACCAUGGCCGGCGGGACACAGCUCAGAGGAAGCUAUCAUGACCUUUGUGUUUGCGUGUGAAAUACAGUGUUCAUGUACUUGGACCAGUGUUGCCUAGAACUUAUGUUGUGUAAUCAGAAAGUUUCUGUGAUUUUUUUUUUUUUUUUUUUUUUUUUUAAAUUAAAUUUUUCACUGUCUCAAGUGGUUUUGAUGAUCUCAAAAUGCAGAAAAACGACCAGGAGUUCAUGAGAAAACAGAUCUGCGUGAAAUGGAGAUCAGUAUCAGGAUUAUAUUCCUGUAUUUCCCAAGGAAAAACUCUAAACUAUUUUGGAUUUUGGUUGACUAAAAAUGAAAAAUAGAUAUAACAUUUCAGUUCAUGUCAUUCUUCAAGUCGGAACCUGUCAAUUGGUUUUUUUAUAGUGUUGUCUCUCUCUUCUUUGUAAUUUUUUUCUGUGUAGUAUUUUCCCCAAAUCUUAGAUGUGGUGGUGUUGUUGCCACCUUGAACAACUAAGAUAUCAUGGAGCCAUCAGUAUAACUUAAAACUUGGUGUUUUAUAACUGUUUGUUUCAUUAUUUUGUUCUCUUGUACAGUUCAGUUUAUUAAAAAAAUAAUUGUUGAAAACUACACAUUGUUGUGUAUGCUACACUGAAUGUAUGCGAAAUAAAAAAUAUCCUCUUUUUA